This is a messenger RNA of Nicotiana tabacum (common tobacco), 764 nucleotides long. NCBI's taxonomy places the organism in Eukaryota, Viridiplantae, Streptophyta, Magnoliopsida, Solanales, Solanaceae. The record is from RefSeq and is a predicted model, not a curated record.
GUAAAAUUGUUACAAGAUGUUGGUUUCCAUGGCCUUGGUUGGCACCAGCACAAGCAUAUUUUAGCCUUUAUUUCAGGGCUGCAUCAGGUGACAAUUCGUGACUAUGAAGAUUCUGAAGGAAAGAACCCCUGCGCUUUGAUCAAUGAAUCCCAAAAAGAUGUUAGAAGUCUAGCAUGGCGGCCAAAUGGUGGGAGGACACUUUCUGUGGCCUGCAAGCGUGGCAUAUGCAUUUGGGCUGCUUCAUAUCAAGGCAACGCACCUUCAGUGAGAUCAGGAGUCACAUUGGGCACUCUCUCUAGAGGCUCAGGAACUAAAUGGACUCUUGUGGAUUUUCUUCGAAGUCCUGAACAUGAACAAAUUACUGCACUUUCCUGGAGCCCAAAUGGAAGAUAUUUGGCAUCAGCUUCAUUUGAGAGCUCUUCAUUCAUCAUAUGGGAUGUUGCUCAAGGAGUGGGAACACCUAUUCGACGUGGCUUAGGGGGCAUAUCUUUGUUGAGAUGGUCCCCGUCAGGAGACUAUUUCUUCUCUGCAAAAUUUGAUGGGACAUUCUAUCUCUGGGAGAUUAACACAUGGACAUCAGAACCAUGGUCCUCAACAGAUGGCUUUGUCACGGGAGCAGCUUGGGAUCUUGAUGGUAGUAGAAUACUUAUUGCUUUCUCUGAAUCUUCAACCUUGGGUUCCAUUCACUUUGCAACCAGGCCACCAUCUCUAGAUGCUCAUCUUAUACCUGUUGAGUUGCCGGAGAUACAGUCCUUGACUGGCAG